Messenger RNA from Nothoprocta perdicaria, 2306 nucleotides. RefSeq names its product solute carrier family 25 member 29 (gene SLC25A29). Gene Ontology annotation, molecular function: high-affinity L-arginine transmembrane transporter activity. Gene Ontology annotation, biological process: mitochondrial L-ornithine transmembrane transport. The record is from RefSeq and is a predicted model, not a curated record. The transcript is spliced from 4 exons. Gene Ontology annotation, cellular component: mitochondrion. NCBI's taxonomy places the organism in Eukaryota, Metazoa, Chordata, Aves, Tinamiformes, Tinamidae. The coding region runs from base 27 to 932 and encodes 301 amino acids.
CGGGCCCGCCGGGAGCGAGGGCCGCCAUGGCGCUGGAUUUCCUCGCUGGAUGCGUCGGCGGUGCUGCCGGAGUGCUCGUGGGACACCCCUUUGACACCGUUAAGGUUCGUCUACAAGUUCAAAAUGUAGAAAAACCUCUGUACCGUGGGACCUUCCACUGCUUUCAGUCCAUCAUAAAGCAAGAAUCUGCUUUUGGACUCUAUAAAGGCAUUGGGUCGCCAAUGAUGGGACUUACCUUCAUUAACGCACUUGUAUUUGGUGUACAAGGAAACACCCUUCGCGCUCUUGGAAAAGACACUCCUCUAAACCAGUUUAUUGCCGGGGCAGCAGCAGGAGCUAUUCAGUGUGUCAUCUGCUGCCCCAUGGAGUUAGCCAAGACGAGAAUGCAGCUUCAAGGAACAGGUGAAUACAAGCUAAAGACGAAGAACUACAAAAAUUCUCUGGACUGCUUGAUCAAAAUCUAUCGAAAGGAAGGGCUGAGGGGUAUCAACAGGGGCAUGGUCUCUACGUUCAUAAGAGAGACACCAAGCUUUGGCUUCUACUUCCUCACCUAUGACUGUAUGACCAGAUACUUAGGCUGCGAAGCUGAAGACAGUUUCGUUAUUCCCAAACUGCUGUUUUCUGGAGGGAUAUCGGGAAUCGUGUCCUGGCUCUCAACCUACCCUGUGGAUGUGAUCAAAUCCCGGCUGCAGGCAGACGGAGUUGGCGGAGUCACCCAGUACAAGGGCAUUCUAGACUGUGUCCGGAAGAGUUACCACGACGAAGGCUGGAGGGUGUUCACAAGAGGUCUGACCUCCACCCUUCUCCGCGCUUUUCCCGUUAAUGCAGCUACUUUUGCUACUGUCACCGUGUUCCUAAUGUACAUGAGGUCAGAAGACGACCUCCGGGAGUGCGAGCCAGGCCCUGCAAUCCAGCAACCUUCCAGUUUGUGAACGUUACAUUUUUCCUCUUGAUUCAAAGCUCCCCCCCCCCUUUUUUUUUAAUGUAGACACUUGACUUAAAGUGUUGUAAAUAUAUUCUCUCUGUAUAAAAAUUCCAAAAUGCGUCAAAAUUAGUGUUUCAUCUCAUCACUUGUACAAGCAGCAUAUGGCCUUACUAAGGACCUAAUAUCUAAAUGUAUCCACGUAAGAUGGGACCUGCCUUUAGAAACUACUGUACAGAUAUUGCUGUGUGUCCAGAGCAGGAUCUGGAGGAUGCCACAGUACCAGAAAGCAGUUUUUCUUCCACCCAUGUUCUGAGUGACUGAGUUGAAUCAAAUGCACGAGUGUCUUUAGAUUUUUUUUUUUGUGUAUAUGAUAGUCCUAUACAGGGAAGCAGGGCUAGGGUGAGAAGUUAAACGUUGAGAGCAUUUUGCAGGUACCCCUAAACUGUUUAAGGCAUCCUGCAAGCCAUGUGCUUCACUCUUCCUCUGUUUUUAGGUCAGUGGUUUUAGUAGCAUCUUUGUUCAUGUUGGUUAAGAACUGAUUUGUUCCUGAGCUAUUCUCUCACCUUUCUGCUUUGCAUAAGUAUCUUAAACACAAACAGAGGUAGCACCUACAUUCAUGUGCACUCGUUCCUUCAAAUUUCCAGGCUAGGAAGGAUUUAAGAUGACUCAGAACUACCCAGAUUAUGUUUUUUACCUUCAUCUCCAUUUCUUACUGGGUGCACAGAAUGUAUGAACCAGCUUCAGCCCAACUAGAUUUUGUUCUCUGAAUUGUGUGACUUUGUUACCUGUGUUACUGUUCCAAACGUAGUGGGUGCAAUGUUAGCUUAGCAGUUUUAGGUACUAAAGAUGUACAGACAUCUUUAGCAGUGGAGGUUUCAUACCCUUCCAGAAACAGGGGUGCAAGUGUCCGAAAUGGUUAACGUUCAAUACGCUUGCGUUGUGAAUUUAAACAAUACUGGUUUUUAAGUGUUUAGUUACAGUGCUACUAGAAGGAAGCAGUCUGUUCAAGAUGAAUUACUUCAGAGUAGGAGCUAUAAACACUUACUAAAGAGAAACCACGACUGUUUUGGCACAAACAGCCAUGAGAAACUAGUGCAUGGGGUGGGGAAUAUUUACAAAAGCAUCAAGCUCGCUCAGUAAGUAAAUCUUGUUACACUUUUGCUUGGGACAUGUGCAAUAUGUGUUUAAUUUAUAUGGAUUUUUCUAAAGAAACCUUAAUUCAUAGCAUUUUGCACUGUAACAAAGUAUGCUGGAGAAACCUGUAAACUGGUAAAACUUUUUAUACCUUGGAGGUAUGUCGGAUGUUUUAGUGCCUACUUGCACUGAGAUUCAAAUUGAAUGUUAAACAUGUCUACUAAGCUGCACAUGCACAACGAUUCAA